This is a messenger RNA of Neohortaea acidophila, 456 nucleotides long. RefSeq lists its product as uncharacterized. The coding region runs from base 117 to 410 and encodes 97 amino acids. NCBI's taxonomy places the organism in Eukaryota, Fungi, Ascomycota, Dothideomycetes, Mycosphaerellales, Teratosphaeriaceae. The record is from RefSeq and is a predicted model, not a curated record. The transcript has a single exon.
GGUCGAGGACUGGAGUUGUCAGUUUUGGGGUGCCAUUGCACUGCGUGCUGGAGUUGUGACUGACUGCGCUCGAGCCGAACGGUGCCCGGGGGGAACUGUACGUCCACAGACUCUUGAUGAUCUGCCAUUGGACUCGAUGGAUUGGGGAGGCGUGGGUCGACGUUCACAAGGAAGAGAAUGUGGAUACGUCGAGGUUGAAACUCGAUGAGUGUUAUCCAACAAACGACGUCCUUCCAGCCUCCUCCCUGCGGAUAUAUAUCACCUUCACCGAUAUCUCUUCCCCCGGGAUACCCAGUUCGCUUCCCCGCGUUCGUGGAGGUGGGUCCGGGCCCUGGCCUUAUCGUCAACUCGCGAGCACAUGCCAAAUCUGGCAUGGCGGACCCUCGAAAGCCGGUGUCGGGGCAAGGUAGAGCGCGUUCCUCUUUCCGCGCGGACGCGCCUUUGCCGCGAUCGACU